Trichomonas vaginalis G3 is the source of this 126-nucleotide messenger RNA. Its product is annotated as Ankyrin repeat family. The record is from RefSeq and is a predicted model, not a curated record. Gene Ontology annotation, molecular function: protein binding. NCBI's taxonomy places the organism in Eukaryota, Parabasalia, Trichomonadida, Trichomonadidae. The transcript has a single exon. The annotation marks the transcript as partial.
AAAGAAACAGCCAAACUUCUUAUUUCGCAUGGUAUAAAUAUCAAUGAAAAAGAUAAUAUUGGACAAACCGCUCUUCAUAAAGCAACACGUUAUAUAGAUAAAGAAACAACCGAAAUUCUUAUUUAG